Messenger RNA from Synchiropus splendidus (mandarinfish), 2594 nucleotides. RefSeq names its product PR domain containing 5 (gene prdm5). NCBI's taxonomy places the organism in Eukaryota, Metazoa, Chordata, Actinopteri, Syngnathiformes, Callionymidae. Gene Ontology annotation, molecular function: RNA polymerase II cis-regulatory region sequence-specific DNA binding; protein binding; DNA-binding transcription activator activity, RNA polymerase II-specific. The record is from RefSeq and is a predicted model, not a curated record. Gene Ontology annotation, cellular component: nucleus. The transcript is spliced from 16 exons. Gene Ontology annotation, biological process: regulation of transcription by RNA polymerase II. Bases 165 to 2060 code for a protein of 631 amino acids.
AUCAGCUCGCAGCUCGCCUUUCCUGCUGAAGGAGCAGCAGAAGUUCAACCUGGUCCUCUUCACGAAGACUGAGCUGCUUCCAAAAUCUAAGCCGACUAUGAGUGCACACUGCUGACACCUCUGACACUGCUCCCGUGGUCAGUGAGGGGGACAGUUAUCCAGCAAUGACAAUGUUGGGUAUGUACGUGCCAGACCGAUUUUCCCUGAAAUCUUCCAAAGUCCAGGAUGGAAUCGGGCUUUACACGGCGAGACGAGUGAAAAAGGGGGAAAAGUUUGGUCCAUUUGCUGGUGAGAAAAAGUUGCCUGGUGAGCUGGAUGAAAGCUGUGACACCAGGCUGAUGUGGGAGGUGCGCAGCAGUAAAGGAGAUGUGCUGUACAUACUGGACGCAAGUAACCCACGUUAUGCCAACUGGCUGAGGUUCGUUCAUCAGGCCCCCUCACAGGAGCAGAAGAACUUGGCUGCUAUUCAGGAUGGAGAGAACAUCUUCUACUUGGCUAUUGAUGACAUAGAGACAGACACUGAGCUCCUGAUCGGCUACUUAGACAGCGACAUGGAGGAAGAGGAGGAAGAGGAAGAAGAGGAGGACAUCAAUGAUGAUGACGAAGACAGCAGAGAGGCCAAGCACCUUGUUGAAAUGGAGCUGGUGAUAAAGAAAGAAGACCAUCCGUGCCUUCUGUGCGAGAGCAGCUUCCCCAGUGAGGAGAUCCUUGCUGCCCACCUCCAGACCCUCCACCAGAGACCGAGCACCGAGGAGAAGGAGUUCAAAUGCAGGAAUUGCGGCAAAAAGUUUCCUGUCAAACAAGCUCUGCAGCGCCACGUUCUGCAUUGUGCGGAGUCUUUAGAUCCCUUGAGUGAUGCAAAAGGCCACCAGUGUCCGCUCUGCCACAGCACCUUCAGCUCCGAAUCCAGUUUUGAACAGCAUAAAGAAGCCUGUAAAGGAGAUGCCAGGUUUGUUUGUAAAGCUGAGAGCUGUGGCAAAAGAUUCAAGAGCAAGGACGCCCUGAAGAAGCAUAAAGGAAAUGUUCAUUCAGGCAGCGCCAGGCGAAAGCUUACGUGCAAUAUAUGCAACCGAAAAUGCUCCUCGUCGCUGAACCUACAAGAGCAUCGAAAGAUACAUGAAGUAUUUGACUGCCAUGCGUGCGACAAGAAGUUCAUCUCCACCAAUCAGCUCAAACGCCACAUGAUCACUCACUCAGAGAAGCGGCCGUACACCUGCGAGAUCUGCAAUCGCUCAUUCAAACGCCUGGACCAGGUGACGGCUCAUAAGAUCAUCCACAGUGAGGACAAACCUUACAAGUGCAAACUGUGCAGUAAGGAGUUCGCUCAUCGCAACGUCUACAAAAAUCACAAGAAGACUCACUCGGAGGAAAGACCCUUCCAGUGUGACGAGUGCAAAGCCCUGUUCCGAACGCCCUUCUCUCUGCAGCGCCACCUACUCAUUCACAAUAGUGAGAGGACAUUCAAGUGUGACCAGUGCGAUUCCACCUUCAAGAGGAAGGACACACUCAAUGUCCACAUCCAGGUGGUGCACGACGGACACAAAAAGUACAAGUGCGACUUGUGUGAGAAGGCUUUUGUCACACCGUCAGUCCUCAAGAGCCAUAAGAAGACACACACUGGGGAGAAAGAGAAGAUCUGCCCGUAUUGUGGACAAAAGUUUGCCAGCAAUGGCACACUAAGGGUCCACAUCCGCAGCCACACAGGUGAACGUCCAUAUCAGUGUCCCUACUGUGACAAAGCCUUCAGCAAGAACGACGGCCUGAAGAUGCACAUCCGCACUCACACUCGGGAGAAGCCAUACAAGUGCAGCGAGUGCAACAAAGCUUUCAGUCAGAAGCGUGGGCUGGACGAACACAUGAGGACUCACACCGGGGAGAAGCCUUUCCAAUGUGAUGUGUGUGACCUCUCGUUCAGUUUGAAGAAGAUGCUGAGCAGGCACAAGCUCACGCAUAACCCAAACCGGCCCAUGGCAGAGUGCCAGCUGUGCCACAAAAAGUUCACCAGGAACGACUACCUCAAAGUACACAUGGAGAACGUCCACGGCGAAACUGAGAGCUAGUGUGGGCUAAUAAUAAUAUCUGAUAUCACACUCUGUCGAAGCUCACACUGGCAGUUUGAUAGCAUAUGUUCUCAUAAUAUAUACAUAUGUAAUAUAAAGAAUAUAUGGGGACGUACUAUUAGUGUGUAGCUGCGUUCUGUCACAUUCAUUUAAGAGUUGAAAAAGAGCGUGUUCCUAUCAGUGUUACUGUUGGUUCUGUUCCAGCCAUACCUCCCUCUAUAGUCUAUUUAAUGUCUCUAUUCAUAUAAAGCCUGUUAAUUUCAUUUCUGUAACAUUAACAGCCUUGUUUUACUGUUGACAUGUCCGUCACAUUGGUUUGAGCAUUUGUUCUGAAACCCUUUGAAACAAGAUCCUCGCACUGGACAACAGCUUUUGUUUAAAUUGUUUAAACUUGAAACUAUGUAAAAUGUUGUCAACUUUUCAGUCAAGCCAGUUUGAAAAAAAAAUGUGUUAAUGUUCGUCAUUUGUGUUUCAUAAUUUUAUUAUAACCGGUGCUAUCUGUGUUGCUCAGUCCCAGUAGUGGUGACAAUUCAA